AUGUUAGGCUCUUAUCGAUUACUUCUAUUGGUGAAACUUAUUCUCUUUGAAUUACUCGAACUAAAAUGUAUUGAAGAUAAUUCAUUUCGUCGUUAUCGUCGAUUGCAUUCUUCUAUUAGUAAUAAUAAUAAUUCAUCUGUUAGUUCAUUGAUCUUUAUUGUAUCUGUGUCAGUUAAUGAUCAUUUUGCUGUUAUUAAUUGCUCAACACCAGAACGUGUUCCACAUCAUAAACUUGAUUGGUAUUUUCAAACACAUACUUCUUUAAAGCCACCUCGUGUUAUUUGGCAACGUGGUCGUUCAAAUAUUCAUCGUUAUAUUGCUUAUUCACCUGAUCAAAUUCGUCAUUUUUUACAAAUUAAACCUAUUUAUUAUAACGAUAGUGGAACAUAUAUGUGUCUAGAUCAAACUACUGGGUUCUAUGCUGGAAUAGAUCUUAUUGUUCAUGACAAUCAUAACUGUGCACAAAGUAUUAUUAGUUUACAAACGACAACAUUUAUUUGUUGUAUCUUAUUUUCAUUAGUCUUACCACGAUAUUCUGCUAGUGAGAGUCAAGUAAAAUGA
Messenger RNA from Rotaria sp. Silwood2, 561 nucleotides. The record is from the annotation of a GenBank genome assembly. Lineage: Eukaryota; Metazoa; Rotifera; Eurotatoria; Philodinida; Philodinidae.